Messenger RNA from Cetraspora pellucida, 1944 nucleotides. The record is from the annotation of a GenBank genome assembly. NCBI's taxonomy places the organism in Eukaryota, Fungi, Glomeromycota, Glomeromycetes, Diversisporales, Gigasporaceae.
AUGAUCUUCUCGGCCCCGGCAUUAUUCCGGGCUUUUCACGCCUCACAACCUUCUUUACGAGUAACUACUACAGAACCUUUAAGAGCUAAAGAAGCACCAUCAACGAUUUCAAACAAAUAUCCAGUAAUUGAUCACACGUAUGAUGCAAUUGUAGUCGGUGCUGGUGGUGCCGGUUUACGUGCUGCUUUUGGUCUUGCAGAAGCUGGCUUUAAUACUGCAUGCAUCACAAAAUUAUUUCCUACAAGAUCACAUACAGUUGCCGCACAGGGAGGCAUUAAUGCUGCACUCGGUAACAUGAGUGAAGAUGAUUGGCGUUGGCACAUGUAUGAUACUGUCAAAGGUAGUGACUGGCUUGGUGAUCAAGAUGCAAUACAUUAUAUGUGUCGUGAAGCACCCGAUGUCGUAAUUGAACUUGAACAUUUUGGUGUACCAUUCUCAAGAACUGAAGAUGGCAAAAUAUAUCAAAGAGCUUUUGGUGGACAAAGUUUAAAAUUUGGGCAAGCUUAUCGAUGUGCGGCUGUUGCUGACCGUACUGGUCAUGCUCUUUUACAUACAUUAUAUGGUCAAUCUCUAAAAUAUAGUGCCAAUUACUUCAUCGAAUUUUUUGCACUUGAUCUUUUAAUGGAAGAUGGAGUAUGUCGUGGCGUAAUUGCUAUAAAUCAAGAAGAUGGUACCUUACAUCGUUUCCGUUCUCACAAAACUGUAUUGGCCACUGGUGGUUAUGGUCGUACUUAUUUUUCAUGUACCAGUGCACACACAUGUACCGGUGAUGGAAAUGCAAUGGUCUCUCGUGCUGGAUUACCUUUACAAGAUUUGGAAUUCGUACAAUUCCAUCCUACUGGUAUUUAUGGUUCUGGAUGCUUGAUUACUGAAGGUUCUAGAGGAGAAGGUGGCUAUCUUCUCAAUUCCCAAGGUGAACGUUUUAUGGAACGUUACGCUCCUACAGCAAAAGAUCUGGCAUCUCGUGACGUUGUAUCACGUUCAAUGACCUUGGAGAUUCGUGAAGGUCGUGGAGUUGGACCUGAGCACGACCACAUAUUCUUGCAACUUUCACAUUUACCAGCUGAAGUAUUGCAUGAACGUUUACCUGGUAUUUCUGAAACAGCAGCUAUAUUUGCAGGAGUUGAUGUCACUAAAGAACCUAUUCCUGUAUUACCAACUGUUCACUAUAACAUGGGUGGUAUACCAACGCGAUAUACCGGAGAAGUAUUGACAAUUGAUGAAAAAGGCAAUGACAAGAUAGUUCCGGGACUUUACGCAGCUGGUGAAGCAGCUUGUGUAUCUGUCCAUGGUGCUAAUCGUCUUGGUGCAAAUUCUUUGCUUGAUAUCGUAGUAUUUGGUCGUGCAUGUGCUCACCAUAUUCGAGAUACUUUGGAACCAGGAACACCACAUAAGCCUCUCACUCCAGAUGCAGGCACUAAGUCUAUUGCAAACCUUGAUAAGCUUCGUAACGCGAGUGGCAAAUUACCUACCGCAGAUAUUCGUUUAAAGAUGCAAAAGGCUAUGCAAAAGGAUGCUGCAGUUUUUAGAACACAGAGUUCUCUAGAGGAAGGCGUUAAAAACAUAGAUGGAGUGUGGGAAUCUUUCAAAGAUGUCAAAGUAUCCGAUCGGUCAAUGAUUUGGAAUUCUGAUCUGAUAGAAACUUUCGAGUUACAAAAUUUAUUGACUAAUGCAGUUCAAACGUUGCAUUCUGCGGUGGCCCGUAAAGAAUCUCGUGGAGCUCACGCUCGUGAAGAUUUCAAGGAACGUAAUGAUGCAGAAUGGUUAAAACAUACACUAUCCUGGCAAGACCAUCAAACGGGAGAAGUCACGUUAAAAUACAGAGAAGUAACACAAAAGACAUUAGACGAAAAUGAAUGUGCUAGUUUAACAAUUAUUUAUGACUACAAUAAAACCUGGAUUGAAAACUACUCUCCAGUAAUUGAGAUAAGGAUUCGCCGGUAG